Messenger RNA from Trichoderma virens Gv29-8, 1893 nucleotides. RefSeq lists its product as uncharacterized. The record is from RefSeq and is a predicted model, not a curated record. Gene Ontology annotation, molecular function: DNA-binding transcription factor activity, RNA polymerase II-specific; zinc ion binding; DNA binding. The coding region runs from base 1 to 1893 and encodes 630 amino acids. NCBI's taxonomy places the organism in Eukaryota, Fungi, Ascomycota, Sordariomycetes, Hypocreales, Hypocreaceae. Gene Ontology annotation, biological process: DNA-templated transcription; regulation of DNA-templated transcription. The transcript has 2 exons.
AUGCCCCAUAUGCGCGAGGUUAAGACGUGUGACCGCUGCCGCCAUUUCAAACGGCGCUGCGAUUUGCUCAAGCCUUCUUGCUCACGAUGCAUUCAGGCGGGAGUGCGCUGUAGCUUCGACGUCAAUGGCGUCGCUGUGCCCGGGCAGAAUGGGUUGAUUUCUCCCACUGCGUCGACUGAGAGCCCUGAGCCUCACGCCGGAGUUGAUGCCAAUGGCAUGCCGAUCGACGGUGCCUCUGCUGCUGGGUCUGCGGCAAAUCAGUUGCGUGUUGUCCGCAAGCGCAAGCGCAAUUGCCUGAGCUGCCUGCGCUGCCAUCGCCUCAAGGUAAAGUGUGACAAGGAGCUGCCGUGCGGUCGCUGUAAGUCGAGCGGCAACGGAAGGGAGUGCUAUUACAGCUACAACAAAGGUCCCAACGGCGGAAAGUUCCCUUGUCCCACAGCCCCAUCCAGCACCAGUGAAGAGACAACGACGGUUCUUGCUACUUGGCAAGUCCAGCACAAAGUACGAGGAUCUAGCCAUUGGCGAGACCUCAUGACCAAGAUUGGCACUUUGACGACUUUGGAAUCAGCACCACUGGCUGCCGCCCUUGAGGAUGUGGCUACAAAUGCUUGCUUGGCCAACUUCACGCUGCCGGGCAAUUUCCCCUUUGGCACCCCUGGAGCAAGCAAGUACUAUACCCGCGAUGCCGUUACUCGACUAUUGGCGAGUGAGAGGGCAAACCACGAGAGGUACCUUGAGCGGUAUCUCGAGCUGCUCGACGUGGUAAAUCCAAUCGUGGACAUUCACAUCUUUAAGCGUGAGAUAGAACGCUACUGGGUAGAUCCCAACGCCUCAGAUCUAUGUUGGCUGGCACAGUUCCUCAUGGUCAUGGGCUUAGGCAGCUUUGCCUCUCCGGAGGGAGAGCCUCCCGUUGCCACAGAGCUUAUGAUGGCUGCCGAGGCAUGUCUUAUGCAGACACCAUUCUCUUUCCGACCGACUUUGCUGGCCCUCAAAACGCUCGCCCUCAUGGUUGUGGCCAAGCAAGUCUGUAAUCCUACCUGCUGGUCUGUAGAUUCAUGCUGGUCCCUGCUCGGAAUGCUCGUUCGCACGGCCUUUAUCUACGGCCUUCCUCAAGACCCGUCAAGCCUCGAAGACGAGGGGCGUAACCAGGAGGAAAAGGAUUCCCGGCGAAAGCUGUGGCUCACAAUCCUGUAUCUUGACGUCAAGGUGGCCAUGUGCACCGGUAUGCCGCCCCUUACACGGCCCGACGAACUCGGCAGCCUGGAGAAGAUCCCCGAUUGGGGCCCGCCGGACAGCCUGCAGAUGGUGCUGUACCAGUCACUGCCAACCGUGCUGGCCGUCAUGGCACAGAUCAACUCCAACAAGGAGCAAAUAUCCUACCCCGACGUGCUGCGAUACAACGCCCAGCUGCGAGAGCUCAUGAGCCACGCCCAGCGGGUCUGUACCGGACAGCUGCAACGCGUCACGGUCGACAUCUUCUUGCGACGAUGCCUUAUGGUUCUUCAUCGUCCCUUUGCCCUGCACCCAGAGGGGCCCGUCAUGUUUCCCGAGUCGUACUGGUCAUCCUUGGAGUGCUGCCUCGCGCUGCUGGUACACUACCGCGAGAUGUGGGCUGGUGAGCCGCACCUGCGCCUGGACUUGGUCGGACGAGCUUUCGUGCUCGAUUUCUUCUCCGCAACCUUGACGACAUACAUCCAUGUCCUUCGCGCAGACGCACCUCUAACUGGCGCUGCUGCGAUGGGAUGCGCCAUUCCGCCUCGGCAGAUCAUUCUCGACACACUGCGAAGCUGUGUUGACAUUUGGAGCUCGGAAAAGGAUAAAAGCGUGUGCUACCGCACUGGGUACAAUUUGGUUGUUGCCGUGCUCAACCUGGUUCCUAAAAAUAAGAUCUAA